This is a messenger RNA of Saccostrea echinata, 2108 nucleotides long. Its product is annotated as tripartite motif-containing protein 2-like. Gene Ontology annotation, biological process: positive regulation of DNA-templated transcription. Gene Ontology annotation, molecular function: zinc ion binding; ubiquitin-protein transferase activity; protein binding. NCBI's taxonomy places the organism in Eukaryota, Metazoa, Mollusca, Bivalvia, Ostreida, Ostreidae. The record is from RefSeq and is a predicted model, not a curated record. The transcript has a single exon. Gene Ontology annotation, cellular component: nucleoplasm; chromatin. Bases 1 to 1749 code for a protein of 582 amino acids.
AUGGCCGUAUCUAAAAUGGAUAUUCCCCGCAGAGCCCAACACUUUUUAGAAUGUGACAUCGAAGAAUGUGACAGGAACUGUGAGUUCUAUUGCAACCUUUGUCAUCAAAAAUUGUGCAAACAAUGCAGAGAUGAACAUCUGAAAAGUCCGGAAAACAAAAACCAUGAGGUGGUCCUUUAUCAGCAACGUCAAAGACAACUUCCUGUGGAGAAAUGCAAGAUCCACCCCACUAAAGGUAUGGAUAUGCUCUGUGAAGAAUGCCAAGUUCCAGUAUGUUCCAAAUGUGCCACACAGGGAGACCAUCGAGGACAUAUAUUUACCGACCUGGAGACUGUUUAUGCAGAAAAAUAUGCAGACUUUCAAGAGGAAAUUUCCAAGAUCCAUGAGUACUUUCUCCCCACAUCACAAGAUUUACAGAAAGAAAUUAAAAAAGAUUCCUCAGAAAUCAAAAACAUUAUGGACAACAUUAGAACAUCCAUGAAGACUGAAGGUGAAAUCCUGAAACAUCUGGUGGACACAGCCGUUUCUGAGAACAUGAAGCAGUUAGACAAGAUAGAGCAAUCACUCUUAGAAGAUCUAAACAUCCAAGAGAAGACUAUGGAUGAUUACAUCACUUAUCUUAAUAACCUUGUCAAAGAGCUCCACUUAUGCCUGUCCUCGACAGAACCCCAGAAAUUAUUGUCUGAGAAGAAACCAAAGAUCCAAUCCAUACCAGAGACAACAAAACCAGUCACACCAGGAUUUACUGCUGGUCAAUACAGCAAAAGUGAUGUCACCAAAUUACUUGGUAAAAUACAUGUCCCCAACACUAAAGCAGAGAAGAGAGAAAUAAGGCCCAUUCAAACUGUCUACAAUACAGCAAUGAAGCCUAGACAUAAACAGAUGAAAGAAGACAGAAAGAAAUCUGACAAGAAACAAACACUGUCUCUAUCUGCCUCUGUCACCAAGGUCAGGGAGUUCAAUGUACCAGGUGUGAAGAAUGUAUUCCACAUAUCAGUUUAUCAAUCAGACAUCUUUUUGUUCAGUGACAACGAGGGUAAUCUUGUCCAAACAGAUAUACAGGGAAAUAAGAUACAGAAGAUAAAAACCAGAGGUGGAGUUGGAGGUUACCAUACAGUCACACAGGAUGGGGAUCUGAUCUUUACAGGCAAAUACACGAAUGUCAUCAAUAGGAUAACACAGGAUAAGAAUGUCACUGAAUUCAUUAAAACUGGAGACUGGAGAUCACUCAGCAUACACUCCUCUCACAUCAACGGGGACUUACUGGUGGGGAUGGAGAAGGAUGGAAAGGGUAAAGUCACCAGGUACAACAAGACAGGAAAAGAACUACAGAACAUACAGAGGGAUAACAAAGGACAGGGACUGUAUGAUACACCACACUACAUCACAGAAAACAUCAAUGGAGAUAUCUGUACAUCAGACAUUAAUAAAAGAGCAGUAGUGGUGGUGAAUAAAUCAGGACAACACAGGUUCUCCUACAAAGGUCAGAAUCUUACGUCACUGUUAAAUCUUUUUUAUGAGUUCCGUCCCUUUGGAAUCUGUACUGAUGUCCUCGGACACAUCCUUCUGUGUGAAUUUCAGAGUGACUUUGUUCACCUCCUUGAUCAGGACGGUCAGUUCUUGUAUAUAUUACUGACAAAACAACAAGGGGUAGAAUAUCCCCUUAGUGUGUGUGUGGAUGAUGAGUACAAUCUCUUAGUAGGACAACGAGGCACCAACACACUGACAGUGUACAAGUAUCUCCAGUGAUUCUCAUUCUGUCAUAAACACACAGCAUGAUAUAUUGAACUUAAAACAAUAACGCUAAUGGUGCUUAUAGCCAUUAUUUUAGUACAUGUACUUUAUAUAUCCAUUUUUGACAUUAUACUGUUAUAUUGUUGGUCAUGUGCAGAUACCCGAUGGGCGAGGUCAUGGUGACAUGAGGGAGCUACUCUUGUGAGAAAAAAAACAAAUAUAGUGGGGCUUAUUUCGAGUUUAGCGUUUCGUAAUUUUGACAAUAUUGGAUGUUAGAGACUUAACUGUAAUCAAGUUAUUGGCCAAUUGAAGGGAAAUGAAGUAAAAGGGUAAAAUGAAGAAACGAAACACACAGAGGAAGAAAUUUCAUGUGA